Molecule: messenger RNA, 1133 nt
Organism: Juglans regia (Persian walnut)
Lineage: Eukaryota; Viridiplantae; Streptophyta; Magnoliopsida; Fagales; Juglandaceae
Product: dehydration-responsive element-binding protein 3-like
Exons: 2
Coding region: 294-1001 (235 amino acids)
Biological process (GO): regulation of DNA-templated transcription
Molecular function (GO): DNA-binding transcription factor activity; DNA binding
Source: RefSeq, a predicted model, not a curated record
AGGCCUCAAAAUUAUCAUAGCAUAAGCUGCGCGUAUGUUCUCUUCCUCAUCGAUUUUCUCUGCCAAUUUUUCUUCGAUGCUCUCUUUUAAGCAUUAAUUCUCUACUUUUAUUCAUUAUUGAUCGUUACCAUUGUUGUAAAGAGCCCAAACUGGACCUCUCCAUCGCCUGUGUUCUUUCUUUCUUUCUUUCUUUCGGCCACUUCCAAACAACUACUUUCUUUUUGCCCACAGAAAACAACACCCUCUUCGCUGGCCCAAUUUACAGACAAUUAUCAGCAGGGUGACCAAUAACAAUGAGUAGUGAACCCCAUAACUCAGAAACAGAAAGCAGCUCCAACUCAUUAUCAUCCAAUCCACCAUCCCCAUCUUCGCCUGGAGAUUCCAAACUGCAGUCACCAGAGUCCAAACAAAACAAGCGCAUCCGGGACUCCGCCAAGAAACCAGUAUACCGCGGCGUCCGCAUGAGAAACUGGGGAAAAUGGGUGUCCGAAAUCCGCGAGCCUAGAAAGAAAUCCCGCAUUUGGCUUGGCACUUUCCCUACCCCGGAAAUGGCCGCUAGAGCCCACGACGUGGCUGCUCUGAGCAUCAAAGGAAACUCGGCCAUACUCAAUUUCCCGGAGCUCGCCCACUCACUGCCCCGCCCGGUCUCUCUCUCUCCACGUGACGUGCAGGCCGCGGCGGCCAAAGCAGCCCAGAUGGAUAAGUUCGACUCGCCAUCGUCGUCGUUGUCGUCACUGGUUUCGGGGAUGGACUUGUCGAAAGAGUCGGAGGAGUUGAGUGAGAUCGUAGAGUUGCCGAGUUUGGGGACGAGUUAUGAGUCAGAGUACUCGGGGAAGGAGUUCGUGUUCGUGGAUUCGGUGGAUGGGUGGGAGAUGUACUCGCCGCCAUGGCUGCAAAGCGUGGAGGAUGGUGGGUAUGCUUGCGAUCAAUUGGCAGUGCCAGAUCAGAAUGGAGCACCAAAUAGCUUUGAAGCUGGUUUAUAUGUGGGAUAUAAAUAUUAGCUUAGUGCUGUAUUUUGUGAAUUUUUAGGUUCCGAAAAGGAAAACGCAUUAAUUUCGUUGCCAUGUUUGUUGCGAAGUGGCAAUUAACAGAUGAAGGCCUCUGCCUCGCACAUGCUUCCUCCUCUCGCAGAU